CGUCUCUUAAUCAGUCGGUGAUCUUUUCCUGAACAAUAAACUCAAACAUGCAGACUGAGCGAUGUUGUCUCUAAUAGGUUCGUUUUGUAAAUUUGAUUUAAGCCUAUUUACUAGUAUUCACAUUUUAUACAGUACAUGUAGAUCUGCAUUCGCUUUAAUUAUUUCAUGACUUUAGGCCGGUUUCCUGUUUCAGGAAGUGAAUCGUCAAGCGCAGCACUUCUUCCAUCAAACUUUUACCAACUUAAACAAGACUCACGCUGUUGGUUAGCUCCUUCUGACAGCCCGUCUGCAUCUGUGUCAUGUUCAGAGCUUUAAAGCUCUGCAUUCUUGUUCUGGCACCGGCAUCGGUACUUCUGCUGCACCCUGCUGCUCCACAGCUCGUCUCGUUGAUCGGAAUCUAAACCUUCAUUAGGGCAGGAUGGAGUUUGCUUGCAGUCAUGUCGUAUGUAACUGGGGCCCAGAUGGAGAAGAUGUUUCUGAAGUUGGACCUGACUAUGAGAACAGAGCACUUCUAAAACAGCAAACAGAUCCACUUCCGCCACCACUACCUCCUCGUCGCUUUAGGAAACCUCGGCCCACCUCCCUUCCUAAUCCACCUUUUCUCACCUCCCAGCUUUCAGUGACUCCUCUCUCCCUGCCUCCUCCAGUUCCUCCGAGACUUGAUUUGCUGGAACAAGACAACCGCUUUAAAGUCAACAUCAACGUCGUCUCCCUUGGUGUUGGAAAACUGGCUGACAUGAGCCAAGAUGCAGGUCUGGAGAACUUCCAGAGCCCAGUGAUUUGUGGGAAAUGUAGUGCUGCGCUGUCAUGCCUAAGUUCAGUUUGGAAGAAGUUGUGGGUGUGCGAGUUCUGUGGGUAUGAAAACGGCGUCGACGAAAGUCUGGCCCAGGUGUGCAUCGGUCAGCGCGCAGGUGUGCGAAGCGACGACCUUUACCUGCCGGGGAAGAGUGAAGACGACUACCAGAACCUGGAGGAUACAAUGGUUGUUUUUUGUGUGGACAUUUCCGGCAGCAUGACUGUCACGACAGAGGUGACAACAGGCAACGGCUCUACAAUGCACAUAUCCAGAUUAGAGGGAAUCCAGGACGCUCUCCAGAGAACGCUAACGUUCACCUUGCAGCAGACGCCUCACAGGAGGGUGGCCCUCGUCACCUUUAAUGAUGAGGUUGUUAUAUAUGGGGAUGGUACUCGCACUCCUCUCACCAUCAGGGACUGGGCAUUGGUUGACUACGAGCACAUCUGGAAACAGGCUGUGGGUUACAACGUCCCUCACUGCAUCGCUGAGACAUACCAACAUCUCACCCAAAGAGUCAAAGAGCUCAGAGAAAACGGAGCUACAGCUCUUGGUCCGGCAACGUUGGCGUCUGUAGCUUUGGCAUCAAAAUACCCCGGCUCCAAGGUCAUCUUGUGCACCGACGGCAGAGCCAACAUCGGCCUCGGUGACAUGGAACAAGCUCAGUCCUCAUCCGCAGAUAACUCCUAUUUCUAUAGAGAGCUGGCUCUGCAAGCAGUACAGAAAGGAGUCAUAAUCUCGGUGAUGUCCUUUAAAGGGACAGAUUGCCGCUUGGCCGACAUUGGGAGACUGGCUGACGUGACCGGAGGAAGGGUGAACAUCGUCAGCAUCGGUACGGUGGCCACAGAGAUCCAGUCCAUCUCUGAAGACAACGUCUUAGCAACAAGUGUCACUGCCACCCUGCUUGCCCCUGACGGAGUAUAUUUCCCCUAUGAGGAUGAGCACAAUCACAAACUGGUGAGGGAGAUUGGAAACGUGACGAAGGGACUGGAGAUCACCUUCGAGUUCGCCGUGAAACCAGAUUAUGUGGAAUUUUGUUUCCAGAGGAACACGCUUCCGUUCCAGCUGCAGCUCAGCUUCAAGACCAGAGACCAGCAGAAAGUCACGCGCAUCAUCACCGAGCAGCGGCCGGUCACCAUCGGCAGUCAGAUCCUGCUGGGGAGGCUCAACAUGGCGGUGCUGGGCGUCUACUGGGCUCAGCUCUGCGCCGGCUUAACCGUGGAGGGCCGGGUGAAGGAAGCACGGAGGCAGCUAGCAGCGCAGCAAGACCUGCUGAGGCACAUCAGUAAACUGAGGCCAAUCCAGAAGGAAGAGAGUAUCUAUGGCAACUGGAUGGAGACCAUGACCACAAUCUGUGGCGACAUUACUACAGAGUCUCAGGUUCUGUCUGAUGAAGCAGCCGAGGUGGUGUACCAGAUGAAGAGAGCCAGCAGCAUCAGCAGCAAAUCCACUGCAGGCAGGCAGAAAAAGACUUUUGUGAGAAAAAAGCCCAUGGAAGCAAUGUAGAAAAAUAGGAAUGAUGAUACUGUGUUUAGCAGGCGAUUAUGAACGAUUUAGUUUUGUUUAUCGACCAUGUCACCUGUUCCAAAAUGCAAAAGCGGCUAUUUUAACGCACAGAAAAGACUCUUCUGGUUAUUCUGUUUCAUAUUUUCAUACUGAAGUGGGUGAAUUAGAUUUGUAGACGACAUAUUUGGGUUAAACACACCAACCCAAAAGUGGAUCAUGUUCUGUGAAUAGGUUGCAGUUGAGCCAUCAAACCAAGGUGUUAUAUUUCUGUUUUAUAGGAAGCUCGUUUACCAAUACACUUCUCAA
This is a messenger RNA of Fundulus heteroclitus (mummichog), 2605 nucleotides long. Its product is annotated as circularly permutated Ras protein 1. Gene Ontology annotation, molecular function: SNARE binding; zinc ion binding. Gene Ontology annotation, biological process: COPII-coated vesicle cargo loading; endoplasmic reticulum to Golgi vesicle-mediated transport; intracellular protein transport. Gene Ontology annotation, cellular component: endoplasmic reticulum exit site; COPII vesicle coat. NCBI's taxonomy places the organism in Eukaryota, Metazoa, Chordata, Actinopteri, Cyprinodontiformes, Fundulidae. The record is from RefSeq and is a predicted model, not a curated record. The coding region runs from base 419 to 2299 and encodes 626 amino acids. The transcript is spliced from 20 exons.